UCCUCUUUGUGGGAGAGUGUGGAAAGGAAUACUUCAGAAAAAAGCUGAGAAUAUGACAUAAAACAGCAUCAGUGCGUGAGUGGCUCAAUCAAUUCCUUCUCUCGCGGACAACAUUGUCAAUUCGAGACACAAAAGGCAACAUUGUUAAUACCCAACAUUCAAAGCCCUUGAAUAUAUUGAUGAUGAAAGGCUCUUAGAGAUCAUGGAUUUCUAGAGCGCUACCAAAGGAAACCGAUUUCUCUUACCUUGAACAGAGUUCUCACCAUAAUCAUGGCAUCAAAUCAGAACCUCAGAGAUCUCCAGUGGGUUCUGCAUGCAAUCAAAUCCGAAAGCCUCAACCUACACAACAUCUCCUUCUACCUUUCUCAACCAACUUCAGGCUGUUACCAAGAAACAGAAAACUCUAUGAAUAUAAACAUCUCCAAGGACAGCCUUCCACACUUCUCCAACCUCCUCACAGUAUUAGGAACAGCCCAAAACAUCCAAUCAACUCUGAUAAACUUGGAGUUCCACCGAGUUGAAUGGGAGUUACAGCAAGUACUAAAUGUUGGCGUGUUGCUUGACAAUAGCUCGAGCAUUAAGCAAGUUGCUUUUCGAAGAAACAGAUUCCGAACAGAAUGUUUAUCGCAGUUCUCUGAGAUCCUUCAGAGAAAUAAAGUGAUCAAGGAGAUCAUGUUUUCUGAAUCAGGUAUCGGCUAUGCUGGAGCUGGGAUUCUUGCUUCGGCACUCAAGGUUAAUGACAGUUUGGAAGAAUUACAGAUAUGGGAAGACUCAAUUGGUUCGAAAGGAGCAGAGGAGCUCUCAAAGAUGAUCGAAGCAAACUCAACACUGAAGCUUUUAACAAUAUUCGACUCAAAAUCCCUUACAGCAACCCCACUUAUUUCAGCAGUUUUAGCGAGGAACAGGGCCAUGGAAGUUCAUGUUUGGAGUGGACAAAAUGGAGAAAAAAGUUCAAAGGUCGUCGAGUUUUCACCUGAAAACAGCACACUUCGUAUAUACCGUCUCGACGUUUCAGGUGCUUGCAGGGUUGCUUGUGCACUUGGGUGGAACUCAACGGUCAAGUCACUUGACAUGACUGGAGUCCGGCUAAAAUCACGGUGGGCUAAGGAGUUUCGAUGGGUUUUGGAACAGAAUAAUAGUCUUAAAGAGGUAAGCUUGUCAAAGACUUGCCUCAAAGACAAGGGAGUCGUAUAUGUUGCGGCUGGACUAUUCAAGAACCGGAGUUUGGAAAGCUUAUAUCUAGAUGGAAACUGGUUCAGCGGAAUUGGUGUGGAACAUCUACUCUGCCCUUUGAGCAGGUUUUCCGCACUCCAAUUCCAAGCCAACAUUACUCUGAAGUCUGUAACUUUCGGAGGACGGAGAACGACAAUGGGAAGGGAUGGGCUUGCAGCCAUUUUGCAGAUGCUAACAACCAAUGAAAGUGUGACCCGGCUUGGAAUAUACGAUGAUGAGAGUUUGAGACCGGAUGAUAUUGUCAAAAUCUUCAAAAGCUUGGAGAGGAAUGCCACUUUGAGACACUUGUCUUUGCAAGGCUGCAAAGGGGUUCGAGGAGAGUUGGUGCUUCAGACAAUUGUGGAGACAUUACACAUAAAUCCUUGGAUUGAAGUCAUUGAUCUCUCAAGAACACCGUUACAGAAUUCAGGGAAGACUGAUGGAAUUUAUCAAAGACUGGGUCAGAAUGGGAAGACUGAACCAGAAAUGGAUUUGCUAAAGGACAUGCCAUUUACGGUGCCCAAGAGCUGUAGAGUUUUCUUCUGUGGGCAAGAAUAUGCGGGUAAGACCACACUAUGCAAUUCCAUAUCACAGAAUUUCCCUUCUUCAAAAGUGCCCUACAUGGACCAAGUUAGAACUCUAGUCAACCCAGUUGAACAAGCUAUUAGAACAAACGGAAUGAAGAUAAAAACUCUCAAAGAUGAAGACACAAAGAUUUCAGUAUGGAACCUUGCAGGUCAGCAUGAAUUCUAUUCUCUCCAUGAUCUCAUGUUUCCAGGGCACGGGAGUGCAUCGUUCUUCUUGGUCAUAUCCAGUUUAUAUAGGAAGCCCAACAACAGAGAACCAAAGACUGCAGCUGAAAUAGAAGAGGACCUCCAGUAUUGGCUCAGGUUCAUAGUUUCGAACUCGAGAAGAGCAGUCCAACAAUGCAUGCUACCAAAUGUAACUAUAGUCCUGACACACUAUGAUAAAAUCAAUCAAGCGUCACAAAACUUGCAGGCAACUGUAAAUUCUAUUCAGGGUCUGCGAGACAAGUUCCAGGGGUUUGUGGACUUCUAUCCAACUGUAUUCACAGUUGAUGCAAGGUCAUCUGCAUCGGUCAGUAAACUCGCUCAUCACCUUCGGAAGACCAGCAAAACAGUUCUCCAGAGAGUUCCUCAAGUUUAUCAACUCUGCAAUGAUCUGAUUCAGAUCUUAUCAGACUGGAGAUCAGAGAACUACAAUAAGCCAGCAAUGAAGUGGAAAGAGUUCGAUGAACUUUGCCAAAUUAAGGUUCCACCAUUAAGAAUCUCAAGACAUGAUAACAAAACGAGGGUUGAAAUGAGGAGGAGGACUAUUGCUACUUGUCUUCAUCAUAUGGGAGAGGUCAUUUAUUUUGAUGAUCCCGGGUUUUUAGUCUUAGAUUGUGAGUGGUUCUGUGGUGAAGUGCUUGGCCAGCUGAUAAGAUUAGAUGAUAGAAGGCAAAGCUCCGUGGAGAAUAAUGGAUUCAUCAGUAGGAAAGAAUUGGAGAAGAUUCUGAAAGGAAAUUUGCAGAGUCAGAUUCCGGGAAUGGGUUCAAAGGUGUUUGAGAACUUGGAUACCAGUGACCUUGUGAGGAUGAUGCUGAAACUGGAACUCUGUUAUGAACAAGAUCCAUCAGAUCCAAAUUCUCUCCUAUUGAUCCCCUCGAUUCUUGAAGAAGGCAGAGGAAGGCCACAGAGAUGGCAGUUAAGCACACCUGACUGCCUUUAUGCAGGACGGCAUCUUGAGUGUGACGAUUCAAGCCACAUGUUUCUCACACCAGGAUUCUUCCCUCGUUUACAGGUGCAUCUCCAUAACAGAAUCCGGGGUCUGAGGAACCAACAUGGAGCAACUUACAGUCUUGAGAAGUACCUCAUCUCAAUAAGUAUCAACGGAAUCUACAUCAGAAUAGAGCUUGGAGGACAGUUGGGUCACUACAUUGAUGUCCUCGCAUGCUCAACCAACAACCUGACAGAGACCCUUCGACUCAUCCAGCAGCUCAUAAUUCCGGCAAUCCAAAGCCUCUGCCAUGGGAUAAUUUUGACUGAGAAUGUCAUGCGGCCAGAAUGUGUGCGAAAUCUGACACCCCCCAGAUACAGGAAAACUCAAUUUGUGUCUUUGCAACAAUUGAAACAAGCACUGCUUUCCGUUCCUGCGGACAGCAUGUAUGAUUAUCAACAUACCUGGAGUUCAGUGUCAGACUCUGGCAGGCCUAUCCUCGGAGCCGGUUUUGAUUUGGCUAGAGAGCUACUAUCAGAUGAUGACUUUCGGGAAGUACUGCAUCGAAGAUAUCAUGACCUAUAUGACCUUGCCGUGGAAUUGCAAGUCCCACCAGAGAACAACCAAGAUGGACCAGAUCACCCAUUAUCUACAAGUGAUGAAACAGACAAAGUUGAAGCAACGUUUGGCGGUAUUGCCAAGGGAGUAGAAGCCGUUUUGCAGAGACUGAAGAUUAUUGAACAAGAAAUAAGAGAUUUGAAGCAGGAGAUCCAAGGAUUGAGAUAUUAUGAACACAGACUCCUCAUUCAGCUUCAUCAUAAAAUGAACUACCUGGUGAACUACAAUGUCCAACUGGAAGAGAGGAAAGUACCCAACAUGUUCUAUUUUGUCAGAACAGAAAACUACUCAAGGAGAUUGGUCACAAACAUGAUUUCUGGGAUGACUGCACUCCGGCUUCACAUGCUAUGCGAGUUCCGACGAGAAAUGCAUGUCGUUGAAGAUCAGAUGGGCUGUGAACUGAUGCAAGUCGAUAACAGGGCUGUAAAAUCUUUGGCUCCAUACAUGAAGAAGUUCAUGAAACUGUUAACGUUUGCUCUAAAGAUAGGAGCCCAUCUAGCAGCUGGGAUGGGAGAGAUGAUACCGGAUUUGAGCAGGGAAGUUGCCCACCUGGCUGACUCUUCCCUUAUUUAUGGGGCAGCAGGAGCAGUUGCAGCUGGGGCGGCUGGGACUGCAGCUAUGGGACGGGUGCAGGGGAUUAGGAACAGAGGCAGGGCCAUAGAAGGCUCUAGGGAUAUUCAGCAAGAUCAAAGAACAGCGCAGCAAUGGGUCGUGGAUUUUUUAAGGGAGAGGAGAUGCUCAACUGGAAAGGACAUUGCAGAGAAGUUUGGAUUAUACAGAGUGAGAUACAGGGACGAUGGCCAGAUUGCUUGGGUCUGUAGGAGACAUAUGAGCAUCAGAGCAAAUGAAAUAAUGGAAGUUCCCAUCUGAAAUUUCGCAGAAUCUUAGGAAUGGCAAAUGAAAUGGCUUGGUUUCUUCUUUAUUAUCCAUCCAAUUAUUUCUAUGAAGUAUUCCAGACAGUAGAAGUGUUUCAAUGAAUUUUAACGCUCAUGGUUCUUUGCU
Carya illinoinensis is the source of this 4551-nucleotide messenger RNA. Its product is annotated as protein TORNADO 1. Lineage: Eukaryota; Viridiplantae; Streptophyta; Magnoliopsida; Fagales; Juglandaceae. Gene Ontology annotation, molecular function: protein binding. The coding region runs from base 271 to 4419 and encodes 1382 amino acids. The transcript is spliced from 3 exons. The record is from RefSeq and is a predicted model, not a curated record.